This is a messenger RNA of Drosophila takahashii, 1602 nucleotides long. The record is from RefSeq and is a predicted model, not a curated record. Lineage: Eukaryota; Metazoa; Arthropoda; Insecta; Diptera; Drosophilidae.
AUGGCCUUCCUGGGCGAUUGUAUGGUAUUCUUUGCCGGCGGCUGGCUCUUCUUCAACAAGGAGCUCUUCAAGCACUAUGAGAUACGCCACAUAUCCGUUCAGCUGAUCUUUUCAUCCACAUUCGCCUUGUCCAUAACCAUGUUUGAAUUGAUCAUAUUCGAAAUCAUCGACGUUCUGGAGUCCAGUUCGAGAUACUUCCAUUGGCGACUGGGCCUCACGUUGCUGCUCCUUAUGACGACGGCUGUGAUACCUAUAUACAUUUGCUAUUCUGUGAUACACAGCAUUUCCUUCUUUUCCGAUAGAUGGGUCAGAAUUCUGACCACAUUCUGUUGGUUUGUCUUUCUCUACGGACUGUGGCGGAUUGGCGAGCCCUUUCCCUUGCUGAGCGCCUCCCAUGGCAUCUUUACGAUCGAACAGGGCGUUUCCCGGAUUAGUGUGAUUGGGGUCACCGUAAUGGCCAUACUCUCCGGCUUCGGUGCCGUCAACUAUCCCUACACCAGCAUGGCCUACUUCAUCAAGCCAGUGUCUCGAAAUGACAUCAUCUGCUUCGAGCGACGAUUGGCCCUGACGGUAGACAUGCUGACGGCCAAGAAGCGUAGGAUUGCCCUGGCCGUCUAUAAUCACAACAAGCUGCAUCCAGCCAAACCUAGAAUUUGGGAUAUGCUAACCUCGGCAGUGCAACGCAACACGAGCAAUGGCGAAGACAUCAAUCAGUUAAAGCAGGAAGUUUACGGCUUGGAGGAGCUGUUACGCUCUGUUUUCUUGGAAUUAAGUUCCUUGAAAAACAUGGAAGAACGCCAAAGGUGGUCUCAAACGUUGAAGGGAAAGUAUUUCAAUGUCCUGGGACACUUUUUCAGUGUUUAUUGUGUCUAUAAGAUAUUUAUGUGUUGCAUCAACAUCAUCUUCGAUAGAGUGGGUCGCAAGGAUCCAGUGACACGUGGCCUAGAGAUUGCCAUUCAUUGGUGUGGCUUUGACAUAGACUUUGCCUUUUGGAAUCAGCACAUAUCAUUUCUGCUCGUCGGCUGCAUUGUGGUCACCUCUAUAAGGGGUUUGUUGCUUACUCUCACAAAGUUCUUCUACCGCAUUUCAUCGAGCAAGUCGAGCAACAUUAUCGUGCUGAUUUUGGGACAGAUCAUGGGCAUGUACUUCUGUUCCUCGGUGCUGCUGAUGCGCAUGAAUAUGCCAGCCGAGUAUCGGGUGAUCAUCACGGAAGUUCUAGGAAAUCUUCACUUCAACUUCUAUCACCGUUGGUUCGACGUCAUAUUCCUGGUCAGUGCUUUGACCACCAUCAUUGUUCUCUAUCUGUCUCGCAAGCCAGUUCGCGUGGACGAUUCCGAUCUGCACUGAUUCAAGCUUGAGCGCUUGGGAGAGCCCUGCAGCUCUUCUUUUAGGAUAAGCAGAAUUGAUUUAGAAUCAGUUAGCCUAAUUAUUGCAAGCUUUAAGUUAUGUAAAUCCGUGUAUAUACAUACCAGUGUGUAUAUAUGUAUGUAAUGCAGAAUAAGAUAUUUAACUCUAUAGCGAUGCACAAAAAUCAAAGUUACAUAUGUUUCUUUAAGUGAAAUAAAGCAACGAACUGUUACUCUCUAGAAAAGUACUGGGAAA